UCAUUCGAUCCUCGGUAGAUCCUUCACCUAUUCAAGCACUCGACCGAAAUUAUCUUCAGAUUAGAUUUAGUAAUAUUACGAACGAAGAAAAAAGAUUAUUAAGAGAAAGUAUGCAAUUUUGGAGAGAGGAACAAAAAAAGAGAGAAUUUCAACGAGAAAGAGGGAAAGAGAAAAAGAGAAAGAGAACUCUAACGUCAGCAACGAGCAACUUUAUCCUUAUCGCAUUGGAGACUAAGGAGAUAAGGAAAGUGGCUGGUCAGACGAGAACGAACAGUACGAUGUUUCUUUUCAUAAAUCGUGUAGUCUCGUCGUCUGCUCUUUUUAGAGUUGGUCGAUAGUUAUUUUACGUGUUUUGUCAACCUAUCAAAAGUGACUCUAAUGAAAAUUCUUUAUCUCUUUUGGCAUAGUAAAAGAAACAUAAUAAUAAUAAUUUGAAUCGCUGAAUCAUCGUGUUCUCGCUAAUGUCAUCGAUCGAGUGAUUCGUGUAGACGUAAUGGAUAACGCAUAAUCGGUGAUAAAAAUAAAAGACAAAAAAUAAAGUAAAAGAAGAAAAGGAUAUACGCGUUCAAGGUGUUAUAACAAAAUUACAAAGUGUAGAUAGAUAUACUAUCAUUUAGUGAUAAUCAAUUUUCUCGCGGAUCAUGUAACAAGAGUCUUUUUUUUUUUUUACUAACGUCUCAAUGAAUACACCUACACGUAACGCACACACAUGUUAUUUACGCGUAUAUAUCAUGGAUGAUAUCGACUAGAACUUGUUAAAUGAUUCCACGAACAUACCUUGGAGAGUGUAUUAGAAAAAUGUACGUUCCAUUGGACGUGAUACCGCUACAUCAUCUUCCGUAUCGUCGCCGUUACUAAUUAAUUCUAGCCAAUUAACACCAGGAAAGCUUGGCAAGCUACUUGAACGUCUCCCCCGGAGUCACGACGACCUUGCUCGUAAAUUAUUUAAUUUCUUUUAACUUUGAACGUUGCAACGCGGGAGAAGAAGGAGCAUCUUCCUUCCCUUUUUACGUUUCUUCGAUCGCAGUAAAAUUGUCGAAUCUAUUCGCUUCCUCAAAUACAUAAACUAGAACAUAUUUGCAAGUAUAUAUAAUACAUGGAUAUAGUAGUAUCCGGAGAAUCUAAGCUUCUUCUUUUCUUCCUUUCUCUUUCGCUUUCGCCUUUGCCUUUGCCUUUGCCUUUGCCUUUGCCUUUGCCUUUGCCUUUUUCUACGUGCAUAAAAUCACGUUUCUAAACGUAUCUUCAUAUACUUGCAAAUUUUUCUUAUUUCCUUGACAUAAACGAUAACAAGCACCGGGCGGGAUGAGUUAAGAUUAGAGAAUAUUGGAAGCGUAAAGUUUAUCGACGAUCCAUGAAACUAUCGAACCCGUCGAUCUUACCCUUGGGAAAUCGUGCAGCACGAAUUGGCCAUGGAACAACUACAACGGUCAACAACCAUUGGCGGCUCGUUUCUAUUGCAUUUAUUUACUAAACAUCCAAACUAACGGAAAAGAAAAGAUGAUACGCGCCGCGUUAACGUUUCGCUAAAUUUCUUAUCGAUCUUGUUACGUGUUUUGAAAAAAAAAAAAAAAAAAAAAAAACAGGGUCAAAGUCGAAAAGAAAAGACAAGCAAAUUUUCUCUACUUUAGAUAACAAUUGAAUUACAACCAAAUAUCUUAUACGAAAAGUUGAACUAUUUAUGUGAAGUGUUUGUGAUAGAUUUAAAGGGAGAGAAAAAGAAAAGCAAAUUGCAUCAAGGAUGUCGUGCAGAAAGAAAAUCGAUUCGAAGCUUUGGCUCGAUUACACGCAGGCGUAUUGUUCACCAACUAGCUAUUCGUGCAUCGUGAUAACAGUUAUCUACUACAAAUUCCAUAUUAAGAGACUGGGAUCUUACAAGUAACGAGUUUCUAAGAUGGAAACCGAAGUUCGUACCUUAAAAGAAGAGUUAGCUCAUACUCAAGAAACAUUAAAAGCUGCGACGAAAAGAUGUCGAGAUUUGGUGAGAGAAUUGGACAAUCGUACCGCGAGUUACGAAUCGGAAAGGACCUUAAGGGAUCAACAGUUGUCACGGAUUCUCCGUGCUCUAUUGAUCUUGGAAGCUCGAUUAAAGCAAGAACAAAAGUCGAUUAGACAGGUAUUAUGUGAAAAGGACAACGUUAUUAGGAAUCAACAGUUGGAGAUCGCUAGGUUAAGACGUUACACCAAAAAUUAUAUCAAAUCUAAACGUGAGCAGAUAUUAGGAAGACCAACGGCUAUUAAGGUCAACUUUGGUCCUAACGUUGAUAAGAGUUCUUCGCUGGAGAAGACUGAAAAACUCGAGAAUGAAAUCGAUUCGAGACAGGACGACGAUGAUCUCAGCAAAGAGAUCGAGAAUCUCAAGUGUGAAAUCAUCACGAAGCUCGAUUCUUCCGAGGUAUUACCAGUCGCUUUGGAAAACUUGGAUCGUGGGAUCAAGAAGACUUAUAGUUUUACGGGUAGCGACGUCUCCAAGACAAGUUUAACGAGUAGCGAAAAUACCGAUGCAUCUAUCGUUACUACCACUACAGAAGGUAGCCCUUCGUUGAUCAGUACGGAAGGUUUUUGCGAGGGGGAGAGUACGGAUGUAUCUCCAGGUUCGACUUUGAACAAGUCGAAUAGGUGUACACCAACAACGGUAACGGAUAGUGAAAAUGAGACUACUAUGAUAUUCGAUGAGGAUAACAACGAGUUGGAGGAUGAUAAGGUAGAAGAUGAGGAUGACGAAUAUAACGAAAAUAUCAGUGACGACAACGAAGGAGAAACGUUGAUGGUCGGUGACGUUGUCUUUAAUUCGACGAAGAAGAAAGCUUCAAUGGGUAGAUCGAAAUCGCUAAAAAGUUCGAUUAAGGGCUCGUUAGUGUGUACAAAUAUAAUAAGAACGGAAAGUAAGGACGAUGGUAUGGAUUGCAAUUUUGUUUCGGAGGAUGAAGAAAAGGAACAGGAACCGAUAUACGUUAAUUCGUGCAAUGAGAAUAAUGUGAAAAAUUUGGAACAUUCGAAUGGGAUAGUCGUUCCCGAAACUUGUCAGGAUUAUACUAAUAACAAUAACGAUACUUCUUCGAUCGAAGUCGAGACGACAACGGAUGAACAGAAUACAGAAGAGACCAGUGGCAAUUGGUAUAGCGAUCCUGACGAAGAUAAAAAUAACGACGACGUUUUUAGGCAUACUUCUUAUCAGCCAAACAGUAAUCAUAAUUCCGUCCUCGAAUGUGUCAAUCAAAUUCUUUUGAGGGAUAUGGAAGACGAAGAUCGCGUUCUUUCGGUACCAAGGAGAUUUAAACACCGAGGUAGGACAGUGAGAUUUCAACCAGCCAGAUUGUCUGAUAUCGAGUCGGUUGGUUCGGAAAUGGAAAGGAAAAAUUCUGAAGAAGGAUUGAUGGAAAAGGAGACUCUCAGUGGUGAUUUCAGUGAUCAAAGAUCGAUGAACAUUGGCAGUUUCGAAGCAACAACUUCUGAGGACGAAUAUGGCAUGAGAAUAGCUCAUCCUGUUGAUCCUAACGAAGUAGUCGGCUCUACCGUAGAAUCUGUUCUCGUGAAUGAUUCUGAAGAAGCAAAAGUUAUACCGAUCGUAAUUAUAGAACCAAAGGUCGAGCCAGAGGAAGUUACAAAUCCAAACCUUGUCUCCUCGACGCAAAAACCAAAAAUACCGAUUCAAUCGGUGAGCCCACCUCUUAGAAUGGAAAGAAUCGAAGAGAAAACUUGUUUGCAGAUGUCGACGAAACGUUUGACCAUAGCUAAAAAUCUUGACUACGAGGACAUUGAAUCGUUGCCAGAAGUUAUGUUGCCAUCGCCUAAAACUCCACCGGCGUUACCGCCUAAGCCACAAUUUCGAAAUAAUACUUUGAUAUUGAAGAAAAUACCUAGCCCGUCCUUUCUGAUAGACGAAACUAGAAAAAAAUUGUCAGAGGUCAGUUCCGCUGGACACGGCAAGAAGAUAUUUGCUCUUAUCGGUUCGCCGAUCGAAUCUUCAUCGAUCGCCAAGUCGUCUAUUAAAAAUUUAAACUUCGACGAGGCGUCUACGAAAAAUGUGGGAAACAACGAGGAUGGUAAUUUUUGGAAAAAUAGAUUCAACAACGUUAGAUCGUCCUUUCAAGCUCGUCAUUCAAACGAGAAGAAUGUAGUCCAUCGAUCGCGUAAAAUUCCAAGGGUUACGAAUAUAGUGCGACACUUUGAGGAAUUUAAAAUUGGCGGAGAAAAUGAGGAACGAUCUAAGGAACGUAGUAAGCCUAAGGAGAGAUACGUUCGCGCGGAAUUCGGCCAAGAAUUCGACAUAAGGCAAAACUUUGAAGAAUUUAACCUCGACGAAUGCGAUCUUUCGGAUGAUCCAAAUCGGCCGGAAGCCGAUGGAUCCGAACGGCUUGGUAAUAAUCAUCUCGUAGUUGCUGUUAGUCCAAAUGAAACUAAUAAUUCACUGACCAAAGACAAUAAUAAUCAUGUUACGACUGCUAGCAAUAAUGCGAAUACUGGUUACGAUAAUUUCUUGGAGGCAACGGGUCUGAGCAACAAAUCCAUAUUAACACCCUCGAGAUUAUUAAGCAAUCAUAAGAGUAUGCUCAAACCUAAGGACGUUAAAUAUAAGAAUAAGAUCAAAGCAACGGCAAUUUUAGAAAAACACAAUGCCUCAACAUCCAAUACGACAGCAACGACGCACGUAAGACAUUGGACCGGUCCGUUCGUCUGAUGAUAAAUUAAACGCUUUUUUCAAAGCCAUACUAUUCACAGCUAACAUAACAUUAAAAUAUCUUAAAUUAUUGUAGAUUUUUGAAAUAUCGAGUCCGCAUUGCAAAGCUAUUAAAUAUGCUUGCAAAUUUGUUUGUGUAUAUGUGUGUAUAACUAAUAUUCUCGAUAUGUUCCGUUCGUUGUUAAAUGAUUUUUAGAAAUGUUUAAUGGAUUAUCUACUAUUAUUAAAAUAUACCCUAUGGUAUUCUGUAUAAUUGUAAACAACAAUUCUAGUUACUUUUAUAUUAUAAUAGUUCAAUUGAAAGAGAAGUAUUUAUAUGUGUAUGCUAAAACAUCUC
Molecule: messenger RNA, 5015 nt
Organism: Polistes dominula (European paper wasp)
Lineage: Eukaryota; Metazoa; Arthropoda; Insecta; Hymenoptera; Vespidae
Source: RefSeq, a predicted model, not a curated record